AUGGCUGAAACCAUAGUGGCUGAAAUUGUUUCACAUAUAGUGGAGAGAUUCGGUUCACGAGCAUACCGUGAUAUAAUGCUUGCAAAGGACCUGGAUUCCUACAUGAAAAGGCUUCAUGAACUUAAGACACUCAUUGAAGCUAUACUUCUUGAUGCAGAUUCCUUGGAGGAAUCCUGCAGCAAUGUUCGAAACGAUGAGCCGAUAAGCUCAGCUGCGCGCUUGUCAAAGAAGCUCAUAAACUUAAGGCUAUGCUGCAUAAGUUUGAGUAUAUUGCAAAGAAUCAUGCCGGAUUUGGAAAUAUUGUUAGUAUGUGUUGAAAAGGGUUGGUCUAAUGUCCGUACCGAUAUGGUUAUUGGUAGAGAAGGUGAAAGAGAUAACAUUAUAAGCAUGCUUUGUGAUGAUACAGUCAAUUCAGAGUCUGUUAUUUCGAUUGUUGGGAUUGGGGGAGUCGGGAAAACUGCAUUGGCGCAGUAUGUGUAUCAUGAUGAAAGGGUUAAAUGUUGUUUCGAUAUCCAUUUUUGGGUUUCCUCAACUCGAGAAUUCAAUAUAAAAGAUGUGCUUGAGAAGAUAUUAGGAGUGGAAUCUGGUAUGGAUGAAAAUGAUCCUCCCAAGUGUGAGGAGAUGGAACCACUUUAUAACCAUUUUGUUCGAGCUAUAUAUGGUAAGAAGUUUCUGCUUGUUCUAGAUAACGUCUGGGAUCAAGAUGGUUUGAGGCUCAAGUGGGUGCAACUUAGAAGAUUGUUGGGUUUUGGAGCUUAUGGAAGUAAGAUUCCCUUAUGUGCUUGGGGAUUUAACAGAGCGCGACUGUUGGAUUUUGUUUCAAAAGAUUGCUUUUACGCAAUGGCAAGAGGCAGAUGUAGAGGAAGCCUUUUAGCAGGGAAACGUACACUUCAAGAAUGGCAAGCCUUUAGAGACGAUCAACUAGCAAAUUUCUCCACCUAUGGUCGUGAUAUACUGCAGUCACUCAAACUUAGUUACGAUCACGUAGAUGCAAGGCUCAAGCUUUGUGUUGCGUAA
Messenger RNA from Amaranthus tricolor (Joseph's coat), 1017 nucleotides. RefSeq names its product putative disease resistance protein RGA3. The transcript is spliced from 4 exons. The record is from RefSeq and is a predicted model, not a curated record. Gene Ontology annotation, molecular function: ADP binding. The coding region runs from base 1 to 1017 and encodes 338 amino acids. Gene Ontology annotation, biological process: defense response to other organism. NCBI's taxonomy places the organism in Eukaryota, Viridiplantae, Streptophyta, Magnoliopsida, Caryophyllales, Amaranthaceae.